Molecule: messenger RNA, 2698 nt
Organism: Cornus florida
Lineage: Eukaryota; Viridiplantae; Streptophyta; Magnoliopsida; Cornales; Cornaceae
Product: pentatricopeptide repeat-containing protein At2g33760
Exons: 2
Coding region: 248-2005 (585 amino acids)
Biological process (GO): RNA modification
Molecular function (GO): zinc ion binding; RNA binding; protein binding
Source: RefSeq, a predicted model, not a curated record
AACAAAACAUACGCCAAACAGACUCUUUAUGCUUACCUCCCAUCCGGAUUUAUUACACUAUUCUCUCAUGGACUAGCGCUAUGGCAGUAUUCAUUUCUCUUAUUAAAGUUACUUACACAAUAGUUAGAUGCAGAGAAUAUUGUAAUCAUAAUAGGACAGUCAUUGCAAAUACAAAUACAAAUACAAUGCCUGCAUAAAUUUAAAUUUUAGGCUAUAUAAUCCUCCAUUCGAUGAAUGGCAAUCUUCAAUGGACAAUAACAACUUCCAGUACUCUCCAUCGCACUCACCAGCUUACCAAGCUCUCCUCCAAGCCGGUCCGCGUCUCAAACCCCUCCAACAAGUCCACGCUCACCUCAUCGUCUCCGGCUCACACCGUAGCCUUCCACUUGUCACCAAACUCCUCACCUUAGCCUGCACCGCCGGCUCAUACCUAUACACUCGUAAACUCUUCUUCUCCAUCUCCAACCCUGACUCCUUCCUCUUCAAUUUCAUUAUCAAAACCUCAACCAAGUUUCACUUCCCUCUCCACGCCGUUCUCUAUUAUCGUCGCAUGCUCAUUGCCCAUAUAUCGCCUUCCAACUACACUUUCACGGCCGUGAUCAAAGCGUGCGCUGAUUUAUCUGCCUUGGGAUGCGGCAGGGUUGUACAUUCUCAAGCUUUGGUUUGUGGGUAUAGUUUGGAUUUGUUUGUUCAGGCUGCUCUUGUUAGCUUCUAUGCAAAAUGUGGUAAUUUGGGUGUUGCUAAGACAGUGUUUGAUAAAAUGCCGGAGAGAACAGUUAUUGCUUGGAAUUCUAUGAUUUCAGGGUACGAGCAGAGUGGGUUUGCUGAGGAGGCUAUUGGGUUGUUCCUCAAGAUGCGGGAUUUCGGUGUUGACUUUGAUUCAGCGACAUUUGUGAGUGUGUUGUCAGCCUGUUCCCAGAUGGGGGCUCUUGGUCUCGGUUGUUGGGUGCACGACUAUAUAACUAAUAAUGGUUUGGAGUUGAAUGUGAAUCUUGGUACUGCAUUGAUUAAUAUGUACGCAAGGUGUGGAAAUGUAAGGAAAGGGCAAGAAGUUUUUGAUCAGAUGAAUGAACGGAAUGUUGUGACUUGGACGGCUAUGAUUUCUGGAUAUGGAAUGCAUGGUCAUGGUAGCGAAGCACUUGACCUCUUUCAUCUAAUGAGAACUCGUGGGCCACCUCCUAACGAUGUUACAUUUGUUGCUGUCUUGUCUGCUUGUUCUCAUGCGGGAUUAGUACACGAGGGGCGCUGGGCAUAUGCAAGUAUGUGGACAGAUUACGGUGUAAAGCCAGGAAUGGAGCAUCAUGUCUGCAUGGUUGAUAUGCUUGGGCGGGCUGGAUAUCUCAAAGAAGCAUUUCAAUUCAUAAAAGAAUUAUAUCCUCUCAAGCCAGCACCAGCAGUGUGGACUGCAAUGCUCAGUGCUUGCAAGAUGCACAAGAAUUUUGAUCUUGGAGUACAAGUUGCUGAGCAUCUCUUAGCUGCAGAACCGGAUAAUCCAGGACAUUAUGUUCUGCUUUCUAAUAUAUAUGCAUUGGCUGGUCGGAUGGAUAGAGUGGAAACAGUUAGAAAUUUAAUGAUUCGGAAGGGCCUUAAGAAGCAAGUUGGCUAUAGCAUAAUAGAAGUUGGUCAGAAAACCCAUCUGUUUAGCAUGGCUGACAAAUCACAUCCCGAGACAAAUGCAAUCUAUCAAUACUUAGAUGAGUUGAUGCGGAGGAUUAAGGAAGCAGGGUAUGUACCUGCACCUGAAUUGGUAAUGCAUGAGUUGGAAGAAGAGGAGAGGGAAUAUGCUGUCAGCUACCACAGUGAGAAGCUUGCAAUAACAUUUGGGAUUUUAAGAACUAAACCGGGGAUGGCUAUAAGAAUUGUGAAGAACCUCCGUAUGUGUGAGGACUGCCAUUUAGCUAUUAAGUACAUUUCAGUUGUUGCCAAGAGAGAAAUUAUUGUUCGUGAUAAGCUUCGGUUUCACCGUUUUAAGGAUGGGUCUUGUUCUUGCGUGGAUUACUGGUGAUAACAACAUUUGCUAGCCGAACUUGUCUGUGUUAUUAGGAUUGAUCACCAAAUACAGGUUGCUAGGGAGUGCAAUCUGUUGCAUCCCUGUUCCUGGUUUGGGUGCUUGGAAAUAAUGAAAAGCUGUGAAAAAAACUGUUGAAAUGAUCAAACGACUUCCACACGUUCAACAACCCCAGAGGUAGCCCCAGACAUGCUUUACUUUUAGUCCAAGUAAGGCACAGUCAUUGUUCAGUUUACCUUUUAUGUAAACAAAGCUUCAUUUUGCAGCCACAGGGCUAAAUGAUUGUCUCUGGAUCAUGGUACUUUUCAGUGGUCAUUGAGUUGCUCGUCGCUGAUACUGAAAGAGGAUUCCUUUUUGUUCUUGUUUCAUUUUCUAAAACCCAAAUUCUUCUUCUAAAAGCUUUAUCAAGUAAAAGAAAUCUCUCUCUAUAUAUAUUUUUGACAACCAAAAAAAGAAAAAAAGAAAUAGAAAAGAAGGAAUAAUCAAGACCAUCUGCUAAUUCUGUUGUGGUUCUAAUGUUUUGUUUUUUUGUUCAGAAGAAUUUUCAUGCUCGUGUGAUGGUGCCCUAAAAUCAGGAUUCGAAAAGCAAGCCAUAAAGAAUUGAUCCCGUGAUCAAAAGUAUACUUUACUCUCUCCUGUACUUUCUCUGAUGUUAAUUUUUAUGAGUAAUAGCUGUUUACUUUAUAGUUA